AUGGCUCCCAUCGACGUGGAGAAGGCCAUUGAGGAGCUGACACUGGGAGAGAAGAUCGCUCUCACCGCGGGACGCGACUUUUGGCACACGGCCCCAAUCCCACGAUUAAAUAUCCCUUCACUGCGCAUGUCAGAUGGCCCAAAUGGCGUCCGAGGAACGCGAUUCUUCAACGGCGUGCCAGCCGCCUGUUUCCCAUGUGCCACCGCCUUGGGCGCAACCUGGGAUGUCGAGCUGUUGUCAGAAAUCGGUACUUUGAUGGGCGAUGAAGCGAUCGCCAAGGGCACACAUAUUGUUCUAGGUCCUACAAUCAACAUUCAGCGAUCACCGCUUGGCGGUCGCGGAUUCGAGUCAUUCUCGGAAGACGGUGUCCUCUCUGGUACUCUUGCGGGGCACCUCUGCAAGGGUAUGCAAGACAAAGGUGUCGCAGCAACAUUAAAGCACUUUGUCUGCAAUGAUCAGGAGCACGAGCGGAUGGCUGUUAACAGUAUCCUGACACAACGUGCGCUCCGCGAGAUCUACCUGCUUCCCUUCCAAUUGGCCAUGCGGAUCUGCCAGUCUGCGUGUAUCAUGACUGCUUACAACAAAGUCAACGGUACACAUGUCAGCGAAAACGAAUUUUUGAUCAAUGACGUUCUUCGGAAAGAAUGGGGAUGGGAUGGAUUGGUUAUGAGUGACUGGUUCGGUACAUAUAGUACAUCUGACGCGAUCAAUGCUGGCCUUGAUAUUGAGAUGCCGGGCAAGACACGCUGGCGUGGGGAGGCCCUUGCACAUGCCGUGUCCUCCAACAAGGUGGCCCCGUUCAAGCUGGAUGAGCGGGUGCGCAACAUCCUAAACUUGGUCAACUUUGUGGACCCAUUGGGAAUUCCCGAAGGUGCAGCUGAGAUCGCGCUAAAUAGGCCUCAAGACCAAGCAUUGAUGCGCCGUGCAGCGGCAGAGUCCGUGGUUUUAUUAAAGAAUGAAGGGGCCACCUUGCCAUUGAAAAAAGACGGAUCCCUGUUGGUCAUUGGACCUAACGCCAGACAGGCCUCCUACUGCGGCGGUGGCUCGGCUUCGCUGGCACCUUACUAUACCGUUUCGCCAUUUGAUGGAGUUUCAGCGAAAAGCAACGGAGACGUCAAGUUCGCCCAGGGUGUCUAUUCCCACAAGGAAUUGCCUCUCAUCGGCCCUCUACUGAAGACCGAAGACGGGAAGACCGGCUUCACCUUCAAGGUUUACAACGAGCAUCCAAGUGCCGGUACCCAGCGCACCGUCGUGGAUGAGCUACAGCUUCUGGCAUCACUUGGAUUCUUGAUGGAUUACGUUAAUCCCAAUAUCAAGUCUUUGACUUACUAUGUCGACAUGGAGGGCUACUUUACCCCCGAGGAAAGCGGAAUCUAUGACUUUGGUGUGACGGUUGUGGGCACAGGUCGCCUACUCAUUGACGGAGAGGUAGUGGUGGAUAACACCAAGAACCAAAAGCAAGGUUCUGCCUUCUUUGGCACCGCUACCAUCGAGGAACGUGGCGAGAAGGAGCUCAAAGCCGGUCAAACUUACAAGGUCCUGUUCGAGUUUGGCACCGCACCUACCUCUGACCUAGAUACUCACGGCAUUGUGACAUUCGGUGCUGGUGGUUUCCGAUUUGGAGCCAGUCGUCGCGUCACCCAGGAGGAUCUGAUCUCAUCAGCCGUCGAGCAGGCAAAGACGGCCGACCAAGUUGUCAUCUUCGCCGGUCUGACAAGCGAGUGGGAAACAGAGGGCUACGAUCGUGACCACAUGGAUCUACCGCCAGGCAGCGACGAGCUCAUUACCCGCGUCUUGGCAGCGAAUCCGAAUGCCGUUGUCGUAAUCCAGUCUGGCACACCUGUUACCAUGCCAUGGGCUAAUGACGCGCGUGCUAUCGUGCAAGCCUGGUUUGGCGGCAACGAGUGCGGCAACGGUAUUGCAGAUGUGCUCUACGGCGAUGUGAACCCCUCCGCCAAAUUGCCCGUCACCUUCCCGCGUCGUUUGCAAGACAAUCCCUCUUACGUGAACUUCCGCUCCGAGCGCGGCCGUGUUCUGUAUGGCGAGGAUAUCUACGUCGGAUACCGAUACUUUGAAAAGAGCGAGCUUGCCCCCGCAUUCCCCUUCGGCCACGGUCUAUCAUACACAACAUUUACCCGUUCGGACCUGAGCAUCAAGACCGUUCCUGAGGAAUCCAAAUUUGUCGAAUCUGGAGAACCCAUCACCGUUGCCGUCACCGUCACCAACACCGGCUCCGUUGCAGGUGCCGAGAUCGUCCAGCUUUGGAUUGUUCCCCCGAAGACAGAAGUAAACCGCCCGAUCCGCGAACUCAAGGCUUUCCAGAAGGUCUUCCUCCAGCCCGGCGAGUCUCAGACCGUCCAACUCGCAGUCGAGAAAAAGCUCGCAACGAGCUGGUGGGAUGAACAGCGUGAACAGUGGAUCUCCGAAAAGGGCGAGUACCAGGUCUUGAUGACCGGCACUGGCUCCGAGGAGCUCCGGGGUAAAUUUGAGGUUGGCAAGACCCGAUUCUGGCUCGGGCUGUAG
Molecule: messenger RNA, 2523 nt
Organism: Penicillium verhagenii
Lineage: Eukaryota; Fungi; Ascomycota; Eurotiomycetes; Eurotiales; Aspergillaceae
Product: beta-glucosidase
Exons: 3
Coding region: 1-2523 (840 amino acids)
Biological process (GO): glucan catabolic process
Molecular function (GO): beta-glucosidase activity
Source: RefSeq, a predicted model, not a curated record